This is a messenger RNA of Lacerta agilis (Sand lizard), 3314 nucleotides long. It is a transcript of the gene AHCYL1, whose product is annotated as adenosylhomocysteinase like 1. The transcript is spliced from 17 exons. Gene Ontology annotation, cellular component: cytosol. Gene Ontology annotation, biological process: L-methionine cycle. NCBI's taxonomy places the organism in Eukaryota, Metazoa, Chordata, Lepidosauria, Squamata, Lacertidae. The record is from RefSeq and is a predicted model, not a curated record. The coding region runs from base 124 to 1707 and encodes 527 amino acids.
CCCCUUGCUGAAGCGCGGCGGCCGCAGUCUUGGCGGUUGCAGAGGGAGGUCGCGGCGGAGCCGGUGAGAAGCAGCAGCUGCCUUCGGCCUCGGUGCCCGGACGCUUCCGCGCUCGCCCUCACGAUGUCUUCUGUGCCGGACGCCGCCGCCGGCGACGAGCUGAAGCAGACGAAGGAGAUGGAGGACGCCGAGAAGUACUCCUUCAUGUCCACGCUCACCAAGGCGCCCAAGAAGCAAAUCCAGUUUGCGGAUGAUAUGCAAGAGUUCAGCAAAUUUCCAACCAAGACUGGUCGCAGGUCUCUUUCUCGGUCCAUUUCACAGUCUUCCACUGACAGCUACAGCUCUGCGGCAUCCUACACAGAUAGCUCUGAUGAUGAAGUUUCCCCAAGAGAAAAACAGCAAACUAAUUCAAAGGGCAGUAGCAAUUUCUGCGUUAAGAAUAUCAAGCAGGCAGAGUUUGGCCGCCGAGAGAUAGAGAUUGCUGAGCAAGACAUGUCUGCACUGAUUUCACUUAGAAAACGAGCUCAGGGGGAGAAGCCUUUGGCUGGAGCUAAAAUUGUGGGAUGCACGCACAUUACAGCACAGACUGCGGUCUUGAUUGAGACGCUGUGCGCCCUGGGAGCUCAGUGUCGUUGGUCUGCUUGCAACAUUUAUUCGACUCAGAAUGAGGUAGCUGCUGCCUUGGCUGAAGCUGGUGUUGCUGUAUUUGCCUGGAAAGGAGAAUCCGAGGAUGACUUUUGGUGGUGCAUUGAUCGCUGUGUUAAUGUGGAUACCUGGCAGGCCAACAUGAUCUUGGAUGAUGGGGGAGACCUGACCCAUUGGGUAUAUAAGAAAUAUCCAAAUGUAUUUAAGAAGAUCAGAGGCAUUGUAGAAGAGAGUGUGACAGGUGUGCACAGGUUAUACCAGUUAUCAAAGGCUGGGAAACUUUGUGUUCCAGCUAUGAAUGUAAAUGACUCUGUCACCAAACAGAAAUUUGAUAACUUAUAUUGUUGCAGAGAAUCCAUCUUAGAUGGCCUAAAGCGGACAACGGAUGUGAUGUUUGGAGGAAAGCAAGUGGUGGUGUGUGGCUAUGGUGAGGUUGGAAAGGGAUGCUGUGCAGCUCUGAAGGCCCUGGGAGCCAUAGUUUGCAUCACAGAGAUUGAUCCUAUCUGUGCUCUUCAAGCCUGCAUGGAUGGGUUUCGGGUAGUGAAACUCAAUGAAAUCAUUCGCCAAGUGGAUGUUGUCAUAACUUGCACAGGAAACAAAAAUGUGGUGACUAGAGAGCACUUGGACCGAAUGAAGAAUAGCUGCAUUGUAUGUAAUAUGGGCCAUUCCAACACUGAAAUUGAUGUGGCUAGUCUUCGUACCCCAGAGCUAACCUGGGAGCGUGUACGUUCUCAAGUGGAUCAUAUAAUCUGGCCUGAUGGCAAGCGAGUUGUUCUCCUAGCUGAGGGAAGACUUCUGAAUCUGAGCUGUUCAACAGUUCCAACCUUUGUUCUGUCCAUUACUGCUACCACUCAGGCUCUGGCUUUGAUUGAGCUUUACAAUGCUCCUGAGGGACGAUACAAACAAGAUGUGUACCUUCUGCCUAAAAAGAUGGAUGAGUAUGUUGCCAGCUUGCACCUGCCUUCAUUUGAUGCCCAUCUGACAGAGCUAACAGAUGAUCAAGCGAAGUAUCUGGGGCUUAACAAAAAUGGACCCUUUAAACCAAACUAUUAUAGGUACUGAUGGACCAUAACGCUGAAGGACCAGACUACAUAAUCUACACAAGAGCUUUAGCAAGAAUAUUUUUAAAGAACAUAUUUUUUGUGUUACUUCUAAAAACUUUUUUAUUUUUUAUUUUAUUCAUGUGAUUUUACUGCCCUCUCUUAUUCUCUUUAAUAUUCCUCUGUCUUUGUGUCUGACUUUACAGACAACCUGGGAUUUCCCUGCUGCAUCACCACUAAAAUAGUACAGUUUCAGCUCCUCAGCUCUAUUACUAAGGAAAGGAUUUCCCUGGGUAAUGAAGGGCAUUCCUGUCCUCUGCUCAUUUUAUUUUUUAAUUUAAAACUUUCUGGAGCACCUUAGUUGUAGUUGGUAGAACUGCAAAAUAUUAAGAGUACUAUUUUUUCUGUGUGGAAUUAUCUACAAAUUCUAAAUUGCCUUAACGAGCCCCAAUUUAUUAGCUGCUAGAUCAGUGCUCCUUUUCCUGUACUGGAACAGAGUUAUAUCUUGUGGCCAGUUAGGUGUAUAUUCAAUAAAUGCCUAAUAUUGUGUUGUGAAGAAAACAGUGGGACAAUUUCAAAUACUAUUUAUUUUUAGUUAGGCUAUUUUUCCUACAUGAAAUAUGUAGCUGCAUGCCUGAUUACACCAAUCCUAGGUAGACUUUUAACAUUCUUUUUAAGUUGCUAGGGUGCUAAUCUGAAUUGAAAUGGCUAUUGACUAUCCACUGUCUUCACUUUUCCAUAGCUUUUAUAUGUUAUAUUUUUCCUUUCUUUAAAUGAAGAUGUACCAGAAACAUAUUUUAAAAGGCAAUGGGUGAGAAUUCCUUUUCCUUCGAGUUUGGACAUUUUUAAGGUAGAAUCAUAGAAUUCUAUGAAGAUAUCAGUAAUACAUUGCAGAAUUGGUAGGGGCCACUAAGAACCAAGUCAGUCCUUUUGAGCUGAGUUGGGUAUCUCCUGUGCUCCAUCCUUUCAUUUGUCCAGCACCGGAGAUAUAUGGAUGAUGUAGUAGCUUAGCUUUUCAUACCUUACAAAGCCAGUGUGGGGAACCUUUGGUCCUACCAGAUGUUGCUGUACUACAACUCCUAUCAGCCCCAGCAAGGGAUGAUGUGAGUUGUAGUUCAGCAAACAAUUGGAGAGCCAAAUGUCCUCCCCCUGCUGCCGCUCACACCUGCUAUAAAGAAUUAUUCAUUGUGUAAAGCACCUUCCCUCCACCUUCAGGCUCCAUUUGUAGCAAAUGAAUAUUGAAGGUGGAAUCCCUUCCCAUUGGCACUGCUGUUUUAAGUGCUCUGCUGCUUUAAUUACCUUGGCUUAGGCUAGCCUAUUCUGUCUGGUUAUCUUGAUGCACUGGUACCUCUCCUGCGAAACUACGGUGCAGCCAGAUUUCACAUUUUUGUGCCAUGAAAGAGGAGGGAGCUCAUCUUUAGAGAGGCAAACAUCAGGCUAAAGGAAGGUGGUUCAGGCAAAUACUGCCUGCAUCUGAUCACUUCAGACUUGUGCUGAAGUCUCAAGGGGCAGUGAUGAAAAGCUAGAGACUACUGUGAAUCAUAGUGAAUAUAUGAUCAACCUUGAAUUUCUGUGGCUUUUUAUGUAACCUUUGCAGAAAACUUGAUGUAAAUACAGAUGACAUUCCUA